Diorhabda carinulata is the source of this 1088-nucleotide messenger RNA. RefSeq lists its product as uncharacterized. The transcript has 4 exons. Lineage: Eukaryota; Metazoa; Arthropoda; Insecta; Coleoptera; Chrysomelidae. The coding region runs from base 251 to 700 and encodes 149 amino acids. The record is from RefSeq and is a predicted model, not a curated record.
UUAUUAUAUUGUUGUGUAAGUACCCAUACGUUUAUGCAUGUUAGAUGAAUGUUUGGUUUUUUAUUACUGAGGUUUCCUUACUGCAAAGAUUAAAAUCGAGCUGUACCAGAUGAAACUAAAAAACAGGUUGCUAUUUUACAAUGUACAAUAAUUACAUUUCACAAAAGAUAGAUUUGUGCCGUGUACCUCAGUUUUACGUUUGAAAGCUGAUGCAGUGCCCACAAUUCUGGAAGUCCAGAAGGACCAUGUUAUGAAGGGACUGGACCAGAUAGCAAAUAAAAAAGUAAACAUUAUAUCCCAAUAUAUAAUAAAGCCAGAACCACAGACUCUUUUGGAUACCAAAUCAUUAAGUAAUGCAAACAGUGAAGUUACUGAACAUGAGAAAACAAAUUCCUCGCAGUCACCAUCCCAACGGGCUGUCACACCAAUUUCAAGUACAGUUAGAUGUAGAAGGACUCUUUUUAAGGACGUUGAAGGCUUGUGUUCAACACAGAUAACACCAAGAAAGCAAAAGUUGAUGGUUAUUGUGAAGAGGAAGCAGGGUCGCAUAAGAAAAUUACAAAAAGUUUGCAAACAAAAAGGGAAAAGGAUUAAAACUUUAGAAAAUAUAGCAAUGAAUAAUUGUUUCAAAGGCAUGCCAUCUACCAUAUCUAACUUUAUGAUGUCUCAGAUUCGUUGUGCCAAGCGCACAAGAUUUUGAAAGAUUUUUUACUUAAAAGUAUAUGUAGAAUCGGAAUCCCAUGGUACUGUACAAGACUUGUCCGAAAUUUAAGAUCUGAAGCCAGCCGGCAAAUGUCAGCACGCACAAAAAGAAAAAUUUUGCAUAAAUAGUAACAAUACCAUUAAAUGUCUACUUCUUGGACAAUUCGUACACCUACAGUACCAUCAAAUUCUGAUUCAUUGGGUCCACAUUUACAAACAACUUUGUCCUCUUGCAUAAUGUUUUGUUUCAGUUUUCUUGGAAUCCCUAUGAUCUAAUGUUACUAGUUCUCAUUCAGUCUGUGUUUGUUAUGAAAAGAUGUGGCAUAGCAUUAUUAUUAUUGUGAAUCUUUGUUGUACUUAUGCAAAUACAAUUUGACAAAGCUCAA